GACGCCACCGCUGUUGCUAUGGCAACGCCCGGAAGGGGCCUUGCAGGGUCGCCGGGAGCCCGGAAAUGACGCUGCGGCUCGCGGGGAGGCGGUGGAGCCGGGCUGGAGCCAUGUCGGCGGGAGGUGCCGGGCAGCGCGACGCUGGGGCCGCCGGGGGGCGCCGCAGCAAGUGGGACCAGCCCGGCCCGGCCCCCGCCUUCCUCCUCCCCGGCACGGCCCCGCUGCCCGGGCGCCCCUUUCCUGGCGGCGGGGAUGGCGGUCCCGCUGCGGCCGGUUCCGAGAGCUCUGCGGCUCCGUCCGGGGCGCUGGAUGCGGCCGCCGCCGUGGCGGCGAAAAUCAACGCGAUGUUAAUGGCCAAGGGGAAGCUGAAGCCGGCGCCCAGCACGGCGGACAAGCUGCAGGCUCUGGGAAAAGGUCCGGCUACAAGUAAAAGCAAAGAUGACCUUGUGGUGGCAGAGGUAGAAAUCAACGACGUGCCCCUCACGUGCAGAAACCUGCUGACAAGAGGACAGACUCAGGAUGAGAUAAGUCGACUGAGUGGAGCAGCUGUCUCUACUCGAGGGAGAUUCAUGACUGCGGAAGAGAAAGCAAAAGUGGGACCUGGAGAUCGUCCUUUGUAUCUUCAUGUCCAGGGCCAGACAAGGGAAUUGGUUGACAGAGCUGUUAACCGUAUUAAAGAGAUUAUUACUAAUGGAGUAGUGAAAGCUGCCACAGGUUCUAGUCCAACAUUCAAUGGAGCUACAGUUACUGUCUACCACCAGCCGGCCCCCAUUACUCCAUUGUCUCCAGCAGUUGGUCAAAAACCUCCGUUCCAGUCAGGGAUGCAUUAUGUUCAGGACAAAUUAUUUGUUGGUCUGGAACAUGCUGUACCUACAUUUAAUGUGAAGGAGAAGGUGGAAGGGCCUGGUUGCUCCUACUUGCAGCAUAUUCAAAUUGAAACAGGUGCCAAAGUCUUUCUUCGAGGGAAAGGCUCAGGUUGCAUAGAACCAGCAUCAGGCAGAGAAGCCUUUGAACCCAUGUACAUCUACAUCAGUCACCCAAAGCCAGAAGGUUUGGCAGCUGCUAAAAAGCUGUGUGAGAAUCUGUUGCAAACUGUUCAUGCUGAAUACUCUCGAUUUGUGAAUCAGAUAACCACUGCAGUACCUUUAGCAGGCUUUGCGCAGCCUGCUGCUAUAAAUAGCAUACCUUCUCAGCCAUCAUAUUACCCUUCCAAUGGAUAUCAGUCUGGUUAUCCUGUCAUUCCCCCUCCUCAGCAACCAGUUCAGCCACCAUAUGGUGUACCAGGCAUAGUACCACCUGCUGUGCCAUUGGCACCAGGAGUCUUAACAACACUACCUACAGGAGUUCCGCCUGUGCCAACACAAUACCCAAUAUCUCAAGUACAGCCUCCAGCCAGCACUGGCCAGAGUCCACUGAGUGCUCCUUUUCUUCCUGCUGCACCAGUAAAAACAACUUUGCCGACUGGUACACAGCCUCAAGUCCAACCCCAUCCCCAAGGUCAAAAGAGGCGCUUCACUGAAGAACUACCAGAUGAGAGAGAGUCAGGACUGCUGGGCUAUCAGCAUGGACCCAUUCAUAUGACUAAUUUAGGUACAGGCUUCUCCAGUCAGAGUGAAAUCGAUGGAGCCGGAUCGAAGCCAGCAAGUUCCUCAGGAAAGGAGAGAGAGAGGGACAGGCAGUUGAUGCCUCCACCAGCUUUUCCAGUCACUGGGAUGAAAUCAGAAUCUGAAGAAAGAAAUGGUGUGGGGUCUUUACCAGGCAACCAUGAUCAUCAAGCUAAGAAGAUGAAAACUUCAGAAAAGGGCUUUGGAUUAGUGGCAUAUGCUGGAGAUUCAUCAGAUGAAGAGGAGGAACAUGGUGGCCAUAAAAAUGCAAGUACUUUUUCACAGGGAUGGAGUUUGGGUUACCAAUACCCUUCCUCACAACAGAGAGCCAAACAACAGAUGCCAUUUUGGAUGGCACCAUAAAAGCUACAGAACAGUUUUCCUUCAUCUUUUUUUUCUCUAGCAAUAAUGCAUGUAUAUUACAAAAUGAACUUUGCAAAUACGCAUUGUUUUUACAUUUACAGAA
Messenger RNA from Oxyura jamaicensis (ruddy duck), 2070 nucleotides. It is a transcript of the gene KHDC4, whose product is annotated as KH domain containing 4, pre-mRNA splicing factor. Gene Ontology annotation, molecular function: RNA binding. The record is from RefSeq and is a predicted model, not a curated record. Lineage: Eukaryota; Metazoa; Chordata; Aves; Anseriformes; Anatidae. The transcript is spliced from 14 exons. Gene Ontology annotation, cellular component: nucleus. The coding region runs from base 66 to 1967 and encodes 633 amino acids.